AUGAAUAAAUUUCGUCCAUUUAUCUCGGGAACAAAGAGUGAUGAUGUUCCAGAUUGUUACAAUCGAGUUCGAUAUAUUCGAGAUGCUUGUAAAAUUUUAUCUGAUGUUUAUAAAACAGAUAAAGAUUUUUUAAAUAAAAGUUUUGAUAAUGAAAUUUCCAAAUCAUUUAAAGAUUUUCGUUCAAGUGAAGUUGGAAAAAAUUAUCGUUCUCCUUAUGGUUCAAAUGGUGCUCCAUCAAUUUUAAAUCGAACUAUUGAUGAAUUAGUUCAAAUUCAUGAUUUUAUCGAUUCAAAACGAAAAGAAUCUCUUGAACAAAUAAAAAAAAUCAUCGAACAAGCAAAAGAUAAACAAUCAAAUAUUCGUCAAACAAUGACUGAAGUGAAAGAAAAUUAUGAAAAAGCUCAAAGACGUUUAGAAACCGCCGAUACGAAUUUAAAAAAAUUUCAAACUCGAUCUGAUCGUUAUCAAUUAGCAAAUUAUGAUGAACGUUCUACUGAAUUAGAAGAUAUUCGAAAUGAAUGUGAACAAACACGAACAUUAACACGUGAUAUUUAUGUUACUGAAAUUUAUAAAAUUGCAAGUGAAGAACAUUUCAUUACUCAAAAUCUAUUUUCUCAAUAUUUAUUCGAACAAAAUCAUUUUUAUAAUGAAAUUUGUAAACAUUUAUCAUCAAGAAUUCCAAUAAUUGAACAAAGAUUAGAAGAUGAUGAUUUAACUCCAUCAUUUCAUUUAGAUUUAAUAAAACAUUGUUCAAAACGUUGUGAUACAAUUAUUGCUUAUCCAAUUGAAAUUUCCAUUCGUUUAUUAGAAAAUUCUCUUCGUGAAGAAGGUCUUUUUCGUAUUGCACCUGCACAUAAUAAACAAAAGAAAUUUGUUUCGGAACUUGAUUUACAAUUAAUUGAACGAAGUUCAACUUUAAAUGAACUUGGUUAUGAUCCACAUGUUCCUGCAAAUACUUUAAAACAAUAUUUAAGAGGACUUCCUAAUUGUUUACUUACAUCAACACUUUUUGAACAAUGGAAUCAAAUUCCACAAUUAAAUAAUGAACAAUUACGUCUUGAAAGAAUUUCUCAAUUAUUAAAACAAUUACCGAAAAUUCAUUAUGAAAAUCUCAAUUAUUUAGUUCGUUUUUUAACACGUGUUGCAGAAUAUUCAUCAGAAAAUAAAAUGAAUGCAGCUAAUUUAGAACAAAUCAAUAAAUCAACAUUGAAAUCUCAACCUGAUCUCAUUCCAAUGGAAUUUCAUUCGAAAAAUCGAAGUAAUUCAAAUGAAAAUUUAUUAGAAAAUUCUAUUUUAUCUGUUCAACCAUCACCUGGAACACGUCGAAAGAAUAAAGCUCCACCACCUCCUCCUUCUUCUUCAGCUCAACAAAUUUAUCAAGAAGAAACUUAUUCGGAACAAAUUAUUAAUCCAAAUCCUUCAGUUGUAAGUUCAUCAAGUUUCACUUCGAAUGAUAAAGUUCAUCGACGAACUCCAAGUGAUGGAAUUCAAUUAGAUCGUCCGAAUGCUCCACCACCAUUACCACCACCUGUUGUUGUUGUUGCUUCACCUGUCAUUCGAUCAAAAGAAAGACUUUCAAUUCCAUUACAAACGAGUAGUAAUUAUUCAACUAAUGAACAAACAACAUGUAAUGAAGACAAAUCAAAUGAAAAUGAUACAGUUAAUGUUGGAAAAUUAAUUUCCGAAUUAAAUAAUCGAAUGGCUGCAGCAAAGUUAAAUAAUAAUAAUAAUACUCAAACAAAUAAUAUUCGUGUUUCAUCUAUUCGAAAUAGCACUUUGAAUUCACCUGGAGAAACAACGGAUUUCUAG
Adineta ricciae is the source of this 1809-nucleotide messenger RNA. NCBI's taxonomy places the organism in Eukaryota, Metazoa, Rotifera, Eurotatoria, Adinetida, Adinetidae. The record is from the annotation of a GenBank genome assembly.